Molecule: messenger RNA, 2392 nt
Organism: Vombatus ursinus (common wombat)
Lineage: Eukaryota; Metazoa; Chordata; Mammalia; Diprotodontia; Vombatidae
Gene: EVI2A
Product: ecotropic viral integration site 2A
Exons: 2
Coding region: 516-1214 (232 amino acids)
Cellular component (GO): membrane
Source: RefSeq, a predicted model, not a curated record
CAGGGAUCAGGUGCAGCGGUCUAGACCCUGACAACAUGCCUGCUGCGGAGGCUCUUUAGCAAAGAUGUUUCUACUCUGAGGGAGGAUGCUAUCUCCUCAAUGCAGGGACUGGAUGCCUUGGGAGGCCCAGGUCCAGAGAGUUUGAGGUGAGGAUGGGUCAAUGGAAAACCUUCCCUGCCCCGCCUCUAAGGCGGGGAUUAGUUCACAAAGCUUCCUGUCAGGCCUGAGGCAAAUUGGAUGCAAUGGAGGGUUUUUUCCCUCCUCUGACAUGUGCUUGAGCUGCAGCUGAAAGGAAAUGUGUCAUCUGUGGUUUUCAUUUUCAAAGUGGAGAGCUCGCAGCCAGGCCGCCCUCCUUGCUGCAGAUUUAUUUCAGUUUUCACACUCUGCAUCUCCUGUGAGCUCAGGUUUUUGUCAGCGUGUUUCCAGAAGAGCCAGAGAAGCGGGGGCUAAAACACUCCCUUUACUAUCAGAUUGUGAGCAGCUCCUGGAAGACUGAUUACCAGGUGAGCUUGGCCAUGGAACCUACAGGAUGUUACCUGCAUGCUGCUCUUCUGGCAACCACCAUCUUUUCCUGGCUUCCUCAAGCAAAAGCAAAUGCCACGUCCCUCUGGGUUAUAAACAGUACCGACUGGGAUCCCAUCCUUCAGAAUAAAACAAACAGGAGCGAGGAUAGAAGCCCCAUAAACCCGGAGACUCCAGAAACAGAUGUGGUAAAUACUCCCAGCAUGCCCAAGGUGAGGACACCAUCACCUCACUCCUUGUCCUUAGCUCCUCCAUCUGGACAUGACCUCAACACACCUUCUCCUCCUAAGGACAGUAGCACUCCAACAAUGCAGAGCAUUGAGCGCACAAGCAAGAGCCAGGACGACAUCUUUAAGAGGGACAUUUGUGAGGAGAGCAACAGCAAAAUGGCCAUGCUGGUGUGCUUGAUCAUCAUUGCGGUGCUCUUUCUUAUCUGCACCCUCCUAUUUCUGUCCACUGUGAUUCUGGCAAACCGAGUGUCUUCACUCAAGCGAUCCAAACCAGUCUGUAAGCGACAGACAAGAAGCAAUGGGGACUUUCUGGCAAGCAGUGGCCUGUGGCCGGCGGAAUCUGACACUGGGAAAAGAGCAGAACAGCUCACCGGGGCCCAACUGAUGCUGCAGGCCACUGGCACCCUCACCCUUCCAAGGGAAAGAAAAGACAAGGGAGCAACAGAGAAACUCACCCAUUGAGAACGGGUAAAUGAAAGGGAUCAAUAAAGUUGGGUUGUGAAGGCUUCCAGCAGAAAUAGAGUAAGCUGGUAUUUUUAUUGCUGGUAGCCUAGAACCUGACACGGCAAACCUGGAAACCAAAGGUCAGACAGAAAGGAUGACAGGGAAAAGUAUGCCUGCCUAGGGGACCAGUCAACAGAUCGGGUUCGAAUCCUGACUCUUCUACUACUGUGUAGCCCUGGCCAAGUCACUUCACCUUUAUUAGGGGCCUCAGUUUUCUGAUCUAUAGGGUGAGAAUGUUUGGACUACAUACAGGGCCUAUGAUCCCAUUCAGUCAAAUCCUAAGAGCUACGCACUUUUAUUUUGACGCUAAAGAUUUCAUGGCUUCACAGGACACAGAUCAAGAAGGGACUUGAGAUGUCAAGUAACCAAAGAUCCUGGAAGAUCCUUAUUUAAAAAUAAGGCAGUAAAGAACGUGAAAUGUAGAGAAACAGAGGAAGGGCUGGCAGGAGACAGACAGAGAGAAACAAGCAUUCACCAUGUUCAGCAAGAGGACUUGGGAGAAACUCCAUCUGGAUCCGGUCAAAAUAAUUUAAAUGGGUCUAGUUUAGGUCUAUCCUCACAACCAGCUGCUUGCUUCUCUACCUGGUAACAGAAGCUAUCACAAUUCUAACUCACCUAAAGGUCUACAGUCUGACACAGCAAUGCCUCCCACUGCCACAAAGCUUGCUGUAAGUCAGUGAUGUGUUGAUCUUUCCAUUAUGUGCAAGAAUUCAGAAAGCUUAUUAAAAUGCUAUUUUACAUGAUAAAUACUGGAAUCAAUCUUUCAUUUUGUGCUGCAUAAAAGUUGGCGAAAGUAACCUCAUGACCAUGGACGCUUGCUCCUUGAAAACACUGCCUACACUCCCCAUGCCAACCUCCUUGAUGUUUGCUCCCCUCCAGCUCAUUCCUCCAGCCUCCGACUCAAGCUGGCCUUUCCCAGGUCACUGAUGGCAAUGGGAUGGCCAAGGUGCCAUCAUCCUGGCUUUCUCUGCACAGUUGGAUGCUUCCUUCUCAUUAUUUUCUGUUCCACUCUUUCCCCCAAAAGAAUUGAGCUUCUCUUGAGGCCAAGGACUCUUUCACCUUUUUGUAUUUCCAGAGGCCUGCACGGUGUGCCUGGAACACAGUGGGCGCUUAAUAAAUGCAUGCUGACUGAUAAA